Gymnodraco acuticeps is the source of this 1621-nucleotide messenger RNA. RefSeq lists its product as uncharacterized. The record is from RefSeq and is a predicted model, not a curated record. NCBI's taxonomy places the organism in Eukaryota, Metazoa, Chordata, Actinopteri, Perciformes, Bathydraconidae. Bases 848 to 1621 code for a protein of 257 amino acids. The transcript has 13 exons.
GUUAGCCUGUUCCAUUCUUCUUCGUUUUCCGAAGCCGUGGCUUGGAAGUAUACUUGCUUCGUUUCUGAAGGAAGUGACUUGGAAGUAUGCGACGACCAAGCCAGCAUCCUCGCGAUGUCUCAGGUGAGCUGCUCAUGUUAGUGAGGGUUAAAGUAUUGUGGUUAUUUGUUAAUGUAGUUAUUGUUGUUAUUUAUUAAUGUAGUUAUUGUUGUUAUUUAUGAGUGUAUUUAACGUGUUUUACAUUCUAUAUAUCCAUGGAUAUGUCAGAGCUCUGACAGGUUAGGAGCAGCAGCUCACCUGUCCUGCAGCGUCCCCUGCUGCAGGACAGGUGAGCUGCUGCUCCUCUCAGGUGUCUCUGUGACUCUGUCCUGCAGCGCCCCCCAUUAAAAUGAAUAGCAGCUUCAGGUGCAGUUGGAGGACUCUUCUUCAUUGGUGGCUGUAAUGCAGAAGGACCUCUCCUCUUUUUCUCUGGCGUCACUCCACCAGCUCGUCACCACGAGGACCUGUGUGUGUCGAGGGUCAGCAGGGUUUCCGUGGUGAUGAAGUGUCUGGAUGGUUUGUCUGGAAACAGGAACGACCUGCAGACGCUGCUGAGCCUCGGACUGACAGCCAAGGUGGUGCAGUGGUUCGAGGCGCUGCUCGGCCUGCUGACCUCUGACCCCCCACCCCCCCCCCGGACCCCCCCCCCCCCUGCUGAGCCUCACUGAGCAGUUCGACGACUUCUUCAAAGGUCUACACCUUCCCCUGCCGCCAAGCCUUCCUGGACUCCACCGAGGUACAGACACGAAAAUGAUCAAAACAAUGUGUUUCUCACAUAUUGCGCACAUGCUUCUAACAUGUGUGUCACAUGUUAGAAGCAUGUUUCUCUCGUGUCCUGCAGCUGUUUCCUCCCAAAGACGACAAGUUGGACGAGUUCUGGAUCGACUUCAACGUGGGCUCAGAGUGUGUGAGCUUCUUCAUCGACAAUCCUCAGGGCUUCCUGUGGGACUCGAUUGUCCUGCAGCAGGAGGAAGUGGAUCUCUACAGCCUCAAAGAAUGCAGUGGGGUAGAGGCGGUCCUCAGCGUGCGGCUGAAGCUUCCCAUCAUGCACCGGGACAGCCCAGGUCAGGUGGUGCAGCUGAGGUUCGACAGCGAACACCUGAGCAAACUGCAGGAGGCGAUGGGGCGGGUCUUCAUGAAAGUGAAGUGUUCCUCAGAUGGUACGGUCCAGGUCUCCCGCCCCACUGAUAAGCACUAUGGAAGGUCCUACCGCAGGAAGAAAGCACAGAUCCUCCCCAUGUCCUCCCCAAGUAGUGAGCAGGACUCACCUGUUCCGAAGGUGAAUCAGGCAGAGCUUCUGUUCGAUCAGAUCUUUCACUCCUCCCCCACACACUCCUCAGGGUUACAUGAGGGGGCGGAGCUACAAACGUCUCAGGUGCAGAAAGACAUGUUUGGAGACCUCUCUUUCAUUCCAAAGGAAGGGUUCGGUUCUGUCAGGAAGAGGUCCGCUCUCGACUCAGGUUACCUGUUAGACCAAACUGAGGGCCCGCUGGGCAAAACCAGGAGGGAGGAGCCUGAGGCCAAGGGGGGGGAACCUGUGUCAGAGGGAGAGGGGGUGGAGGGGGAAGAGCCUGUAGCCUAA